This is a messenger RNA of Solanum stenotomum, 495 nucleotides long. RefSeq lists its product as uncharacterized. The transcript is spliced from 3 exons. Lineage: Eukaryota; Viridiplantae; Streptophyta; Magnoliopsida; Solanales; Solanaceae. The record is from RefSeq and is a predicted model, not a curated record. Bases 1 to 495 code for a protein of 164 amino acids.
AUGGUUCUCGAGUGCCAGUCCCACCCACAGGAGAUCAUGCCUCCACGAAAAGCUGUCAUAAGUCGUCCUGCUAGGCGUAAUGUUGAGGAGCAAGGGUUUGACCAGUGGAAGAAGAGUAGGGUUGAGUAUGCACCGGUUUUGAGUUGGCCCACGUUUGAGGAGGCUUUCUUGGGGCAUUUCUUUCCCCGUGAACUGAGAGAAGCCAAGGUACGGGAAUUCCUUACCCUUAAGCAGGAUUCACUAAAUGUUCAUGAGUACAAGUUGAAGUUCACCCAACUUUCCCGAUAUCCUACGGAGAUGGUUGCGGAUAUAAGGAGCAGAAUGAGUCUAUAUGUUGAUGGAUUGUCCCGUCUGUCAAGCAAAAAGGGCAAGGCAGCUAUGCUAAUAGGGGACAUGGAUAUAGCAAGGUUGAUAGUUUAUAUGCAGCAGGUUGAGGAAGAGAAGCUGAGGGAUAGGGGAGAGUUUGGAAACAAGAAGGCUAAAGACAGGGAGUGA